Aspergillus candidus is the source of this 423-nucleotide messenger RNA. RefSeq lists its product as uncharacterized. The transcript has a single exon. The coding region runs from base 164 to 337 and encodes 57 amino acids. Lineage: Eukaryota; Fungi; Ascomycota; Eurotiomycetes; Eurotiales; Aspergillaceae. The record is from RefSeq and is a predicted model, not a curated record.
CCUACCUUGACAGUUCGACUGUGCUUUCAAUGCCCUGAUCUGUAAACUAACUCUCUCCAGAUGAUGAAAGCCUAGCGUGUUCUAUUUGAUUCAAUCUCUCCUCCUGGAGCCCUGUGGCUCUCCUUUCGAGGCUCAAGGGCUGCUGGGCUCCGGUGGAGGGAGGAUGAUAUCUGCGUUCGGCACACCACCUUGUUACUUUACGGACGCGAUGAAGGCAUCUCUGAUCACAUAUUACUUGCGGUGUUGGCUCGAUGGAGCAGUGUCAUGUUGUGGACCCUCGAGAGGUGUUGUUCAGUCUCAGCACCUUGAUGAUAGGGCUCUCAACAUGGACUUUUAAUAUAUAAUAUUAUAUAUAGCCGGAUUACGUAUCCUGGCUGCUGAAUUAGAAUAAUCAUACAAUAAUAUAAUCGAUAAUCAUGGAUA